Messenger RNA from Sesamum indicum (sesame), 3885 nucleotides. RefSeq names its product calcium-transporting ATPase 4, endoplasmic reticulum-type. The record is from RefSeq and is a predicted model, not a curated record. Gene Ontology annotation, molecular function: ATP binding; transporter activity; ATP hydrolysis activity. Lineage: Eukaryota; Viridiplantae; Streptophyta; Magnoliopsida; Lamiales; Pedaliaceae. Gene Ontology annotation, cellular component: membrane.
UGCUCUCCGAUAAAUAAACAAACCAAACAGUUCUGGAGAGAGAAAUCUCAGACUUAGCACUAUAUAUCGACCGCUUCUCAAUUCUUGCUUGAUUCUCGCACUCUUCAUCUACAGGUUAUGCAUGCAGUGUUGAAGCAGUUAGGGAGCCCCUGAGUACGAGUCGAGGUGGUGAAUUUUGUUGGAUUUGGUGACUUGUUGAUUUGUUUUUAGGUUCGUUGAUGGGAAAAGGUGGACAAGAUUAUGCUAAGAGUGAAAAGUCGGGUGUUGAUAGUACGGGAGGAGGGGAUUGUUACGCGGUGUGGUCCAAAGAUGUGAGAGAGUGCGAGGAGAAGUAUCAAGUGAGCAGGGAGAGAGGAUUGUCAGAGGAUGACGUCGAAAAACGGAGGCAGAUCUAUGGGUUAAAUGAGUUGGAGAAACAUGAGGGGCCUUCGAUUUUUAGGUUGAUUCUGGAUCAGUUUAAUGACACUCUAGUCAGGAUUUUGUUGGUCGCGGCAGUGGUUUCUUUUGUAUUGGCAUGGUAUGAUGGGGAAGAAGGCGGAGAGAUGGAGAUCACAGCAUUCGUGGAGCCUUUGGUGAUAUUUUUGAUAUUGAUUGUGAAUGCCAUUGUGGGGGUUUGGCAGGAGAACAAUGCAGAGAAAGCACUGGACGCAUUGAAGGAAAUCCAGUCGGAACAUGCAACUGUUAUUCGUGAGGGCAGAAGGAUUUCUAAUUUGCCUGCAAAGGAUCUAGUUCCGGGAGACAUUGUGGAGUUGAGAGUGGGGGAUAAAGUUCCGGCAGAUAUGAGGGUUAUAAGCUUGAUCAGCUCAACCCUUCGGGUUGAACAGGGGUCGUUGACUGGUGAGAGUGAGGCAGUUAGCAAGACUAUUAAGCCUGUUGCGGAGGAUGUUGAUAUUCAGGGGAAGAAGUGUAUGGUGUUUGCUGGAACAACAGUGGUGAAUGGAAAUUGUAUUUGUUUGGUAACUCAGACUGGAAUGAAAACAGAGAUAGGGAAGGUGCAUUCACAGAUUCAUGAAGCAUCCCAGAGCGAUGAUGAUACACCUUUAAAGAAGAAGUUGAAUGAGUUUGGAGAGACUUUAACUGCAAUCAUCGGAGCAAUCUGCACUUUGGUUUGGCUGAUCAACCUGAAAUACUUCCUUUCAUGGGACUUUGUUGACGGGCGGCCAAAGAAUUUCAAGUUCUCAUUUGAGAAGUGCACUUAUUACUUUGAGAUUGCUGUAGCAUUGGCAGUUGCUGCUAUUCCAGAAGGUUUACCUGCAGUUAUCACAACUUGCUUGGCACUUGGCACACGCAAGAUGGCUGCUAAGAAUGCACUGGUUCGCAAGUUGCCUAGUGUUGAAACCCUUGGUUGCACUACUGUGAUUUGCUCUGAUAAGACUGGUACUCUGACUACCAAUCAGAUGGCAGUGACUGAGCUUGUUGCUAUGGGUUCCAAGGCAAAUGUUCUUCGAUCUUUUACUGUGCGAGGAACUACCUAUGAUCCAUUUGAUGGGGAAAUUGAAAACUGGCCUACAGGUCGGUUGGAUUCUAACCUUCAAAUGAUUGCAAAGAUUGCUGCUAUUUGCAAUGACGCUGAUGUGGGAAAAGCUGGCCAUGAUACAUCUGGACACUAUGUGGCCAAUGGAAUGCCAACUGAGGCUGCACUUAAGGUUCUGGUUGAGAAAAUGGGCCUUCCAAAUGAAUUAACUGCUGGCCCUUCUUCUGGACAUGAUGGUGUUUUAAGGUGUACCCGCAAAUGGAAUGAAAUUGAACCUCGGAUUGCCACCCUUGAGUUUGAUCGUGAUAGAAAAUCCAUGGGAGUCAUCGUGAAUUCUCGAACUGGGAAAAAAUCACUACUUGUAAAGGGUGCAGUCGAGACAUUGUUGGCAAGGAGCUCCUUUGUGCAAUUGCUUGAUGGCUCUAUUAGAGAACUAGAUGAAAGUUCAAGGAAUGCCAUAUUAAAAAGCCUUCAUGAAAUGUCGACUAGUGCAUUACGAGUUCUGGGUUUUGCAUACAGGGAUGAUCUCCUGGAAUUUGCUACAUAUAAUGGUGACGAAGACCAUCCAGCCCAUGAGCUCCUAUUGAACCCUGGGAAUUAUUCCUCAAUUGAGAACAAAUUAAUUUUUGUCGGCUUGGCUGGUUUAAGAGACCCUCCUCGGAAAGAAGUCCCUCAGGCAAUCGAGGAUUGCAGAACAGCUGGUAUUCGUGUUAUGGUAAUUACAGGAGACAACAAAGAUACAGCUGAAGCAAUUUGUCGUGAUAUUGGUGUUUUCGGACGCCAUGAAAAUAUCAGUUCUAGGAGCUUAACAGGAAAAGAUUUUAUGGAGCUCACUAGUCACGACAAAGAAAUGCAUUUAAAUCAAAGUGGAGGCCUUCUUUUCUCAAGGGCUGAACCAAGGCAUAAACAAGAAAUAGUGAGGUUGCUCAAGGAUCUUGGUGAAGUAGUCGCAAUGACUGGUGAUGGAGUGAAUGAUGCACCUGCUCUAAAAUUGGCUGAUAUUGGGAUUGCAAUGGGAAUUACUGGGACUGAGGUUGCUAAGGAGGCUUCUGACAUGGUUUUAGCAGAUGAUAACUUCAGCACAAUCGUUGCUGCUGUUGGUGAAGGCAGAUCCAUUUACAAUAACAUGAAAGCCUUCAUCAGAUACAUGAUCUCCUCAAACAUAGGUGAGGUCGCUUCAAUAUUUCUGACAGCUGCUUUAGGUAUUCCAGAGGGCCUGAUACCAGUGCAGCUUCUGUGGGUGAACUUGGUCACCGAUGGACCACCAGCUACUGCUUUGGGCUUUAAUCCACCAGACAAGGAUAUAAUGAAGAAACCACCUAGAAGGAGUGAUGACUCACUCAUCAGUCCCUGGAUUCUAUUCCGUUAUUUGGUUAUUGGAUCCUAUGUUGGUCUAGCAACUGUUGGAGUGUUCAUUAUCUGGUACACUCAAUCGUCUUUCCUUGGCAUUGACCUUAGCGAAGAUGGCCACAGCCUUGUCAAAUAUUCCCAGCUUGCCAAAUGGGGACAAUGCCAAACCUGGCAGAAUUUUUCCGCUUCACCUUUCACAGCUGGGGAUCAAGUGUUCAAGUUCGACAAUCCAUGUGACUACUUCCAGACGGGAAAAAUCAAGGCUAUGACGCUCUCCCUCUCUGUGCUUGUCGCCAUUGAGAUGUUCAAUUCACUCAAUGCUUUAUCUGAGGAUGGAAGCCUCUUAUCAAUGCCCCCCUGGGCAAACCUGUGGCUUCUUUUGGCAAUGUCAGUAUCAUUUGGCUUGCAUUUCUUGAUCCUGUACGUGCCUUUCCUUGCUCAAAUAUUUGGCAUUGUACCUCUAAGCCUAAAUGAGUGGUUGUUGGUGUUGGCUGUGGCUUUUCCGGUAAUUUUAAUUGAUGAGGUACUCAAGUUUGUGGGUAGAUGUACAAGUGGGGUUAAAACAUCAAGUGCAAGAAGAUCUACAAAGCAAAAGGCAGAGUAAGGAUAAAAUCACCGAUUUUAGCUGAGACUUUAUGCAUAGCUUAUUUAUAUAUUCAGGGGUUCUGGACUAGUAGAACCACUUUGGCUCUCAACACUCUUGGUUAGACAUAUUAGGAUUUCAGGUAUAGUGUUUGAUAGGAUGUCAGCUACUUUUGUUUUCCUAUCCAGUGUUUGCCUGAAAAUUGUGGGGAAAACUCAUUACAUUAGAGGGAAAGGGAGCAAUUUUAGAGAAAACUUUCUAAAUUAAUUUGCUCCCUUGUAGUGUUACCUGAAAUUUAGGAAUAUGAAAUAAAACUACAGCCCUAGUCUCAUCAUAACCAGUAAUUCAAUUCGAGUCUCUAGCUUAUGUUUUAACACCAGAGAUAGUCAUUGAUCUCUCUAUAUUGAACUUCUGUCAAUUCUUUGUUUAUUAGUUGCCUUUUGGCACUUAAUAAUAUUAUUACAUGAAUUCUGCUUUC